GACCAUCAAAUGAAAUUGAUUUGGAAUUUUGCGCGAAACGUACUUCUCUCAGAUUGAGGGAACUACGACAGUGCCGCAAGGCUCCUGGUGCCAUUGCAAACAUCUGAAACAAUGCAGUGGCACUAAGUUCCAAACUUAUUCUACACGCCGAUGUAACCUCUAUAGCCUGUCACACUAAUUAAAAGUUGAGAACAACUUUAUUUCACAGCACAGCAAUCACCCGCGACAUGUGUUGGAGACGGCGGUCCUGGAUGUUGCUAAUGGUGUUCAUUACGCUGGCCGACACCAAUACGACAGUGUCUUACAAACGCGGUUACUCGCUGCCGCACAAGAAUCUAUGCAAGCAAGUUGGGCUGCACCUGCGGUUGCUUAUCCUGGUGGCGUCGUCCGUCAAAAAUGCAGCACAACGCGAUGCCAUCCGGUACUCAUGGGGCCACUACGCGCGCAGCUCCCAUGUGGCGGUGGCCUUCGUACUGGGUGCGCCAGCCUCUCAUAUGCUGAGUGUACUGGCUGUCGAGGAUGCACGCUACGGCGACCUGAUCAUUGGAAAUUCAGACCAAUUGUCCCCGCUCUUCAAGAUGGCAUCGAUGAUCGAUUGGACGCAUACAUAUUGUUUAAAUUCGCCGCGUCUAUUCACAAUGAACGACAGAGUGUUUAUCAACGUUAACAAUCUGCUGAGGUUAGUCGAGGCGCCUGAAUAUGCGGACGCAAAGCUGACUGUGUGGGGUGACUUCACCAUCAGCAACGACAUCAGGGGCUCUGAUGUGUACCUGUUUUCCAACGACACGAUCGUCAGGCUGGUGUCGACAACCGCGAAUAUCACUUCAAAUGACAAAGUACUCCUAUCAUCGGACACAGCUCGCGAUGUCAAACGAUACAAUGUGCCCUACUUUAUCAACACCUUACAACAGUCUUGUAACAUUACACUACACGUCGCUUGUCGCAUUUUUUUCCACUAUCAGCAAUACGAACUGUGGCAGAGUACAUUUGAGCCCCGGAAUGUUACACGAAACGUUAUAAACGUUAGGAAAACUGGGUCAAAUAUCGUCAAAUCUAGCGGAUCUUUACGUCGUAUGAAACCAGUUAUAAAUACAGACUUUAUUAUUAUAUCACUUUUCUUUCUAUUACUAUGUAUCUUUUGAACUUUUUACUUUUAAAUACAG
This is a messenger RNA of Hyposmocoma kahamanoa, 1163 nucleotides long. RefSeq lists its product as uncharacterized. NCBI's taxonomy places the organism in Eukaryota, Metazoa, Arthropoda, Insecta, Lepidoptera, Cosmopterigidae. The coding region runs from base 228 to 1142 and encodes 304 amino acids. Gene Ontology annotation, cellular component: membrane. The transcript is spliced from 2 exons. The record is from RefSeq and is a predicted model, not a curated record. Gene Ontology annotation, molecular function: hexosyltransferase activity.